GACUACACUGUCCUUCAACAUAAAGUACACAAGCAACAAUCUAUAGGUAUGCUUGCAACAAUGUCUAGGUACAACUACUCCCAUGGUACCCUGUCUUUGACACUUACUGUUCAUGACACUGUUUCGAAUAUUGGAAGCAGUAGUCAACCACUCACCCCUCUGCUGAGUCUGUCCAUACCCUCCACUUCACUUUCUCUCUUUGAGCCAGAACCUCUCAGAGAUACACCUUUAUGUAGUCAGAGCAUACAAUGUGUGUGUACAAACACAGCUUUGCCUGUAGCCCAAAUCAGCUUGUUUAACACUCUAGAUCUCAACCCUAGUACACUACUCACACUUGCUUUGUACUGUUACAGUCAACCUCUUCAACUUGUGCAAUCUUACAACCCACAUACAUGUAUAAUUCAACUUGUAGGGACAGAGCAACAACUAAAACAUAGUGAUGAAGACUACAUCAAACGAUCUGAAAAUGCAUCCAUCCUCUUUUAUCACAAAUGCUGUUUGAAAAAGAACAAGGCAGAGGCAGCUCAUUAUACACUUGAAUCUGACUCACCCUCUGCUUAUAGUUCACUGUAUGGCUGCCCUUCAGAUAUUUGUACACAAUGUGUAGUGGUGUGUGUGAAGUGGAAAUGGUGGACUUUGCUGAUUUUGAGAUGGGUGAUACAGAGUGAUUGAAAGGACAGGGUCAACUACAGACAUGGUCAUAACUGUUGAGCUUCUCAAUGCCCCUGCUUUCUGGUGGUCUGUCUGGAUCUGGUCAAGGUACGGGCCUGGCAAUUGACACCUAUAAUGUACUUGUUUGCCACUUGAGUCUGGUCCAAUCCCAACCUCUGCCUACUUGUAUUUGCAUCACAGCAGACACAGACACUCUCACUUGCUCUCUGCACAAAUCUUAACACAGACUGUACUAUGUAUGUGUUUCAGGUUUAUUUUCCUUAAUUAUUGUAGAUAGUGA
This is a messenger RNA of Fomitiporia mediterranea MF3/22, 952 nucleotides long. RefSeq lists its product as uncharacterized. The transcript is spliced from 6 exons. NCBI's taxonomy places the organism in Eukaryota, Fungi, Basidiomycota, Agaricomycetes, Hymenochaetales, Hymenochaetaceae. The record is from RefSeq and is a predicted model, not a curated record. The annotation marks the transcript as partial.